Molecule: messenger RNA, 819 nt
Organism: Fukomys damarensis (Damara mole-rat)
Lineage: Eukaryota; Metazoa; Chordata; Mammalia; Rodentia; Bathyergidae
Product: butyrophilin subfamily 2 member A2
Exons: 3
Source: RefSeq, a predicted model, not a curated record
UCAUCGGUCUUUACUAACUUCAUUUCUCCUGUGACAGUCUCAGUGUCGCAAGAAGAGUUGCGGGCCCACCCCUUCACUGAUGUGACACUCUCCUGUCAUUUCUCCUUUGUGGAGGGCACAGAAAAUCUUGAAUUUUCUUGGGAAAGAGAAGACAUCAUAGAGGAAUAUGAAGUAGAUGGUGACGAGCAAUUUUACCGCUUUUUCCGGUACUAUGAUUUCUUUGAAGUUUUCACAAAGGUUGUAUACCAGUUUCACAGUAACACAGAGCAACUAGAAGAUCAAAAUGCCAUGUACGAAGGAAGAGUUUCGGUGGAUCAAAAUGAAAUUUCUGAGGGGUCCCUGUCACUUCUACUAAGGAAUGUGGGCUUCAUGGAUGAAGCAAUGUACAAGUGCUCAGCCAUCACACCAGAUGGAAGAGGCGAAAGCACAAUCAAGCUAAUUGUAGAAGACUCUGAAAUGCCCCAGGUACAAUUUGGCAAGAUUGAUGAGGAGGACGUGGCCAUUUGCGUCUCCAAGGGCUGGUACUUUGCACCCAAUGUGACCUGGUUGGACCGGGGUGAGAAGGACCUGAGUAAUCACAGUACAGUUGAGAUCCUGGAGGAGCAGAUGAAUGGCCUGUACCGGGUAUACUCUGUGCUGAAAUACCCAGUCAAGUUAAAUGAGAAAUAUGUCUGUCAUAUCAAAGAGACAGACCAGAACUACAAGCCCUUCAGAAUGAUCCGCAGGUACCCCAAGAGAAGAUAUCCCCCAUCAUAUGACUAUUAUUAAGAGAUGUGAAUAACAUCUGCUCAAGGAUCUGUCUUCCUUUAAACCACUGGA